Selaginella moellendorffii is the source of this 1724-nucleotide messenger RNA. Its product is annotated as probable aquaporin PIP2-8. Gene Ontology annotation, biological process: transmembrane transport. Gene Ontology annotation, cellular component: plasma membrane. Lineage: Eukaryota; Viridiplantae; Streptophyta; Lycopodiopsida; Selaginellales; Selaginellaceae. The transcript has 4 exons. The record is from RefSeq and is a predicted model, not a curated record. Gene Ontology annotation, molecular function: water channel activity. Bases 376 to 1248 code for a protein of 290 amino acids.
GAUUAAAAUCACGAGAGGAGCUUUACCUAAAAGCAAAGCUCCCACUUCCACUGUGAUUCUCGGAGUGUUUGAUCGUCACAUCUCCAAAGCUAUAGUGUGAUCCAAUCUUAGCGCUCAACUCGAAAAGGGGCAAAAGAAGAAAAAGAUAGGAAAUUUUUUUCCUCUUUCUUUCUCUUAGGAUCCUCUAUCUCUCUCUCUCUCUCUCUCUCACUCUCUCGGCCUUGUGAGUGCGCCAGCCAAGCCAAGCUCCAACUUUUCUUUAGCUUUUUCUCUUAUAAGACUCUGUGUGUGCCAGGAAGCAGAGGUCCUCUCUUCCAUCUCUCGCAUUUCCCCUCCUCCAAUUCGAAUUCGCCCAAGAACUGCGAUCGAUCGAGCAUGGCCAAGGACGCGAGCAAGGAAUCGGAGGCGUUCGUGACGGCCAAGGAUUACGAGGAGCCACCGCCGGCCAGGCUUGUGGAUCCCAAAGAGUUUGGCUCAUGGUCCUUCUACAGAGCCGGCAUUGCCGAGUUCGUGGCCACGCUCUUGUUCCUCUACAUCACAGUCCAGACAGUCAUCGGCCACUCGAGAAACGCUGCAAACUGCGGUGGCGUCGGCCUCCUGGGGAUCGCGUGGGCGUUUGGAGGCAUGAUCUUCGUGCUUGUCUACUGCACUGCAGGAAUCUCAGGAGGACACAUCAAUCCGGCUGUGACCUUCGGCCUCUUCGUCGCUCGCAAGGUCUCGCUGCCGCGGGCGAUCUUCUACAUGAUCAUGCAGUGCCUGGGAGCGAUCGUUGGCUGCGGCCUCGCAAAGGGCUUCCAGAAGAGCUUCUACGUCCAGCAGGGGGGAGGAGCAAACUCCGUGGCAAGAGCACGGGGCUACAGCACAGGAACCGGGCUGGGAGCCGAGAUCAUUGGCACCUUCGUUCUCGUCUACACCGUCUUCUCGGCCACGGAUCCCAAGCGCGUCGCCAGAGACUCGCACGUCCCGGUGCUGGCUCCUCUUCCCAUCGGAUUCGCGGUGUUCAUGGUUCACUUGGCCACCAUUCCAAUCACUGGAACGGGCAUCAACCCGGCGAGGAGCUUUGGAGCCGCGGUGAUCUUCAACAAGGGUGUUUCAUGGGACGAUCAAUGGAUUUUCUGGGUCGGCCCCUUCAUUGGAGCUGCCGCGGCAGCGAUCUAUCACCAAUACGUGCUUAGAGCGGGCUCGGCGCUCAAGGCCUUGGGAUCAUUCCGCAGCAAUCCUCCACACCAGCACCAUGGGCACCCGUGAUCGAGAAAGAAGGAAACAUUCGUCUACUCGCAGCCAUCCUCCCUAGUUUUCGUCCUAGUUUUCGUGUUUUCAAGCUUUUCUUCUUCCUCCCAAGUGAUCUCUCUCUCUCUCUCUCUCUCUCUCUCUCUCGUAAUAGUUACCGGGGAGGAGAUUGUGUUCCAAGAACCAAGUUUGAUGUUGUUGCGAAGCGGUGGUGAUCUCCAGAGCUUUCGUACAUAUCUCCAAGUCAUGGAUUCGAUCGAUCGGCGCAAUCAAGUCAAGCCCAAUUUUCCCAGACGUGUCACCAACACACAGAUGAAGAACACGCCGGGGUCAUCUCUCUCGCGCAACUUCUCCUCUUCCUCUACUUCUUCCAAGAUCAUAAGGCGCAUUGCUGGCCAAGAUCAUCUCUCCCUUUCUCCAAAAGAUCGUUUGGUUCCCUUUUUCUUUGCUUGUAUUUCCUCCUCUCUAAUGUAAGUAUCGAAUCGAUCCACGCA